AUGCCUGUAAUACCUUCCUCAAAAUUGAUUACCCUGCAGUCAAACCCUCACAAUAUCCGAAAUAUCUGCAUAUUGGCCCACGUUGAUCAUGGCAAGACGUCUCUUACUGACUCCCUCAUCGCCACGAAUGGCAUCAUUGCGCCCAAGAUGGCCGGUAAGAUUCGAUACCUUGACUCACGGCCGGACGAGCAGCAAAGAGGAAUCACUAUGGAAAGCAGCGCCAUCAGUCUAUACUUCAGUAUGAUGAGGCGACAAGAGGGCACAGAGGCAAAGCAGGAGGAAUACCUGAUCAAUCUGAUUGAUAGCCCUGGCCAUAUCGACUUUUCCUCAGAAGUUAGUACAGCCAGCAGACUCUCAGAUGCUGCAGUUGUGCUCGUAGACGCCGUUGAGGGUGUAUGCUCACAGACAGUGACUGUACUGAGGCAGGUCUGGAUUGAAAAGCUGAAACCUUUGCUUGUGAUAAACAAGAUCGAUAGACUGGUCACCGAGCUGAAGAUGAGCCCCAGUGAAGCAUAUUCGCAUCUUGAAAGAGUGCUGGAAGGAGUCAAUGCGGUCAUUGGUGGCUUUUUCGCAGGUGAGCGAAUGGAAGAAGAUCUUUUGUGGAGGGAGAAGCAGGAAGAGAAGAGGCAGAACAAGGCGGCCAAUGGUGAUGCCAUUGACGCCGAAUUGGAACAGCAAUUUGAAGAAAGAGACGACGAAGACCUUUAUUUUGCGCCGGAGCGCAACAAUGUCAUCUUUGCCAGUGCCAUUGACGGCUGGGCUUUUACUGUGAGUCAAUUUGCAGGCAUUUACGAGAAAAAGUUGGGUAUCAAGAGAGCCCUGCUCAAGCAGGUCUUGUGGGGAGAUUUCUACUUUGACCCAAAGACAAAGAAAGUGCUUGGUCAGAAGCACCUGAAAGGUGGCCCAAACAGCGAGAGAGGUGAUCCUGAGCUUCUGGCUAAGGUCACCAAGUCCCUCAACAUCACUAUCCCAGCCCAUGUCGCUCGUUCUCGAGACUCCAAAGCAGUUCUACAGGCUGUCUUCUCUCAGUGGCUCCCUUUAUCUACUGCUCUGCUUGUAUCUGUGAUUGAGUACCUACCUAGUCCAGCAGAUGCACAAGCAAAGCGGAUACCAGAGAUUAUGGAGGACCUUAUUGGUGCAGAUCACAUUGACAAGCAGAUUUCAUCUGCAAUGCUGGAAUUUAAAGGAGGAAAGACAGAUCCGGUAGUGAUAUAUGUCAGCAAAAUGGUUGCCGUACCAGAAAGCGAACUGCCCACUAAGCGGCGCAAGCUGGGAGCGACUUUAACAGCAGAUGAAGCUCGAGAGUUGGCAAGGCGAAAACGAGCCGAGAUUGCAAAAGCUCAAGCAGAGGCGGAUGGAUCUAGCGACCUUGGAAGCGUCACUAACGGACUAAGAGCCACGAGCAUUGGGGAACAAGGUGAAGAGGAUACAGGACCCGAACAACCAGAAGACCCAGAACACUUGAUAGGGUUUGCCCGACUAUUCUCUGGUCAAUUGUCCGUUGGCGACGAAGUCUAUGUGUUGCCACCAAAAUUCAAUCCUGCUCAGCCCCAUGCUCAUCCCGAGCCAAAGAAGGUCAAAAUCUCUGCUCUUUACCUGCUUAUGGGUCGUGCACUAGAAGUACUAGAGACGGUCCAUGCCGGAACCAUAUUCGGCAUAGAAGGAUUAGAAGGACACGUGCUCAAAACAGGAACGUUGUGUUCGCAGCUUGAUGGUGGCAUCAAUCUCGCAGCAACCACGAGCACCAUCAGCCAACCUAUCGUGCGCGUCGCCCUGGAGCCAGUCAAUCCGCUUGACCUCAGCAAAAUGAUCAAGGGGUUGAAGCUACUAGAGCAAAGCGAUCCUUGUGCUGUAUACGAGCAGAUGCCCAGCGGUGAGCACGUCAUACUUACAGCUGGUGAGUUGCAUCUGGAAAGAUGUCUGAAAGACCUUCGAGAACGAUAUGCAAAGUGCGAUAUACAGCCGGGCGAGCCGAUCGUCCCAUAUAGAGAAACUAUUAUCAAAGCAGAGGAGAUGGAACCACCAAAAAGCAAAGACCUUCCUCGCGGCACGAGCAUCACAAUAACACCUUCAAAAACGUUAUCACUCCGCCUUCGAGUACGACCUCUACCACAAGAAGUGACAGAUUUCCUCCUCGAGAACGGCGCAUCACUGCGAAAACUGUAUGCAGAGAAGAAGGCUGCCGAAGAAAAUGCCCAAGCUGGAGCCGAAGAAGAGAAAGAAGGAUUCAGUGAAGAACGACAAGAAUCAGCAGAUCUAGGCAACGCAACCAACGAUCGAAAAAGCCUAUCCCUGCAAGAAUUUCGCAAACAACUCCAAGAUACCUUCGACACAGUCAAAGAUGACAAGGAAGUCUGGCGAAACAUCGUCUCUCACGUCGCAGCCUUCGGACCACGAAGAGUCGGACCAAACAUCCUAGUCGACGCCACAGGCACAGAUACAUGUAAACGAUUCCUCUCCCUCGAAAACGAGGAACAAAAUGAUGGAACAUCCGCGACUUCAGCAAGUCGCAUCUUCGCCGAUAAAGUCACCUAUGCCUUCCAGCUCGCCACCACUCAGGGCCCUCUGUGCCGCGAACCAAUGCAAGGCGUUGCUGUCUUCCUGGAGAAGAUUGACUAUACACCACAUUCCCAUCCCCACGAAUUCCCCUCCGAGGAAACAAACAACACAUCACCAGACGCCUCAGACAUAGGCCGCUUAACCGGCGAACUCAUAACCACCACCCGCGAAACAAUCCGCCACUCCUUCCUCGACUGGUCCCCCCGCAUCCUCCUCGCAACCUACACCUGCACCAUCCAAGCAACCCCCGACGUCCUCGGCCGCGUCUACAGCGUCCUAACCCGUCGCCGCGGCACCAUCCAGUCCGAGUCCCUGCUCGAAGGGACUCCGUACUUCACUAUUCUCGCUACAUUGCCUGUAGCGGAGUCGUUUGGGUUCAGCGAUGAGAUUCGGAAGCGGACGAGUGGGUUGGCGCAGCCGAUGUUGGUGUUUAGUGGGUUUCGGAGGCUGGAGGGGGCGGAUGAUGUUGAUCCGUUUUGGGUGCCGAGGACGGAGGAGGAAUUGGAGGAUUUGGGGGUUGUGGGGGAACGAGAGAACGUGGCGAAGCGAUAUGUUGAUUCUGUGAGGAGGAGAAAGGGGUUAUUGGUGAAAGGGUCGAGGGGGGUGGGGAGAGAUGCGGAAAAGCAGAAGACGUUGAAGAAGGAUUAA
Messenger RNA from Lithohypha guttulata, 3207 nucleotides. It is a transcript of the gene RIA1, whose product is annotated as Cytoplasmic GTPase/eEF2-like protein (ribosomal biogenesis). Gene Ontology annotation, molecular function: GTPase activity; GTP binding; ribosome binding. The record is from RefSeq and is a predicted model, not a curated record. The transcript has 2 exons. The coding region runs from base 1 to 3207 and encodes 1068 amino acids. Gene Ontology annotation, biological process: cytosolic ribosome assembly. Gene Ontology annotation, cellular component: cytosol; ribonucleoprotein complex. Lineage: Eukaryota; Fungi; Ascomycota; Eurotiomycetes; Chaetothyriales; Trichomeriaceae.